AACUUAUUAAAUAGUUGUAAUGUCAGUUUCUCCCAGAGGUCUAACACACAGAAUCAAACGCGGAUCUCGGCCACAGCUCAUUGAAGACGAGCUAGAUAUCUGUCGAAAUGUCAACUUUGACAACAGAUACGUUUUUGAAGUUUCCUGGGAGGUUGUAAACAAAGUUGGAGGAAUUUAUACUGUUUUGAAGACAAAAACUGGACACAUGGUAGAACAGUUAGGAGAUCGUUAUUUGCUAAUUGGACCGUACAAUGAAUCACAAGUGCAAUUGGAAGUUGAAGUAGAAGAUCAACCAGAUACUCCAGAGCUAGCUGCCACAGUUCGCUCGAUGAGGGAGCGGGGUGUCAAAGUUGUGUAUGGGCGGUGGCUGGUGGAGGGAUACCCCCGAGUGAUCUUGUUUGACAUUGGUAGCCAGGCGUACAGAGUUGACGAGUGGAAGACGGAGUUCUACAAUGUGUCACACAUAGGAGUGCCCUACUACGACAGGGAGGCCAUGGACGCCCUCAUUUUGGGCUCACUUGUAGCAUGGUUUAUUGGCGAGUUCAAAUCACAGUGUCGAUUAUACGCUGAGUCGACACAGGCUUCUGGAUCCUCCCCGGGAGCAGUAGGGGACAGACUGGUAGUGGCCCAGUUCCACGAGUGGCUGGCGGGAGUGGGGGUGGUGCUGUGCAGGACCAGACCCAUAGAUUGUGCCACUAUUUUCACUACACAUGCUACUCUACUGGGACGAUAUUUGUGUGCAGGGAAGUGCGACUUCUACAAUAAUCUUGGUCAUUUUGACGUGGACCGCGAGGCGGGAGACAGACAGAUCUACCAUCGCUAUUGUAUCGAGAGAGCGGCUGCCCACGCUGCCCAUGCAUUCACUACUGUCUCUGACGUCACAGGCUUAGAGGCGCAACACCUCCUCAAGCGCAGUCCAGACAUCCUCACUCCGAAUGGCAUGAACGUGAUCCAGUUCUCGGCACUACAUGAGUUCCAGAACCUGCACGCCAAGGCCAAGGAAAAGAUACACGACUUUGUCAGAGGUCACUUUUAUGGGCACUACACAUUUGACCUGGAUCAGACUAUCUACAUGUUUACUGCAGGCAGAUACGAGUUCUCGAACAAGGGUGCCGACAUGUUCCUAGAGGCACUAGCCAGACUGAACUACAUGCUCAAGAGCACGGGCAGCAAGACGACAGUGGUGGCAUUUAUGAUCUUCCCAGCCAAGACGAAUAACUUCAACGUGGACUCUCUCAAGGGACAGGCAGUUGUCAAACAACUCAAAGAGACAGUGUCCCACAUACAAUCGACUAUUGGGGAGAAGCUAUUCGAGAGCUGCCUGAGGGGCAAAGUGCCGGACGGGAAGGAGCUGUUGACGCAGAACGAGUUGGUUCAAUUGAAGAGAUGCAUAUACUCCACCUCGAGACCGAACUUGCCGCCCAUCUGCACUCACAACAUGACAGAUGACUUCAAUGACCCCAUCCUGUCCACUCUGAGGAAAGUGCACCUGUUCAACGACGACUCAGACAGGGUCAAGGUUAUUUUUCACCCGGAGUUCCUGUCUUCGACCAGUCCUCUUCUGAGCAUGGACUAUGACCAGUUUGUGAGAGGGUGUCACCUUGGUGUUUUCCCCUCCUAUUAUGAACCCUGGGGAUACACGCCCGCCGAGUGCACAGUGAUGGGCGUGCCCUCUAUCACGACCAACUUAUCGGGCUUCGGAUCCUUUGUGGAGAAACACAUCACAGAUUCGGCCUCGUACGGAAUCUUCAUUGUCGACAGGAUGUUCAAACAUCCCGAGGAAUCGCAGGCGCAGCUAUCUCAAUUCAUGUUUGACUUCUGUCGGCUUACGAGGAGACAGCGCAUAGUGCUGAGAAACAGGACUGAGAGGCUCAGCGAACUGCUUGAUUGGAAGUCACUCGGACUGUACUAUGUGAAGGCACAAGAGCUAGCUGCCAAGAAUUUCAAACCCGAAAUUUUCUCUGACCUGAUGUCGCCCGGAGCUAUGACGCCGCUGGCCAAGUCAUUCUCGGCUAUGACGUCACCAGCGAGCAGCAAAAACACGUCGCCAAACUCCUCUGACGACGAAGAAGAGACAGAGCUGACAUUCUACACUGCAUCGGAGAGCAAACAGGAGGGAGAAUCGCCCUCUCAACCAAGUCCUAACAAAACCAUUUCCGCCAGCUCAAUCUCGGAGAAUUUGAUAAGACUGACCGUAAACAACACGGCAACACCAACCUCCUCUCCUAAGCCAUCAACUUCGAACUAGUCUCAUUCACCUACUCAAUCCCCUAGACCACGCCAGCACUGCGACUGAACUCAAACUAUUAUCUGAAAAAAAAAAUUCUAACCUAGAAAUGUUUAACUACAAUCCAAAUGUGUAAUAACUGUUGUAACCGCACUGAAAACCUGCCAUUAGUAUUGUUUAAUCAGAUCUUUAGGUUGAAGAUUCAUUGUCCUGCGAAUUUGGCGUGUCGGAAAAGUGAGCAACUUGUGAUUUUCUUCGUCUUAUCAACCAGAGGUCAAUUAGUUUAACCUAGUUUCAAAAUCCUUAGUUGAGAUGCACUCGUUGAAACUUCGAAUGCGAAGGUCGACCUAAUUAAUAUGAAGGGCGUGUGAUGUUUGCUUCAAGUGCUUUUGUAUUUAACUAUGUUAAUGGAUCAUUUGUUUUGUAGCAAUCUGAUCAAAUCGUGUGAUAAGGUGCGGCUAACGAGUCGCGAUCUUUUAGACCACUUGAAAUUGAAAUGUUGUUUUUAAGAAACCAUGUGUAUCUGAAUCGAUUGUGGGUUAAAAUGCCAAGCUACCUCGUGUUGAGUGGCGUGAUUGAUGUCUCAUAGCUAAAUUUCAACCCUCUAAUCGCCUUUAUUUUUGCGUCGAUGACAUCUGAAACUGAAGGUUUUGUAUGGCAAAAAAUUGAUGUUUUGCUGCUGUGCAGAUGAUUAACUUGCCUUUUGUAUUUCAAACAAUCAAAUAUUUCUAUGAAUUUCACUUAACUAGUAAAAGCUAUAAUCUCGAACACAAAUUUUCAUAUUCAGCAGUUUCUGUAAUAAAAUUUGGCACUUCA
Molecule: messenger RNA, 3043 nt
Organism: Symsagittifera roscoffensis
Lineage: Eukaryota; Metazoa; Xenacoelomorpha; Acoela; Convolutidae
Product: glycogen [starch] synthase-like
Exons: 15
Coding region: 20-2248 (742 amino acids)
Biological process (GO): glycogen biosynthetic process
Cellular component (GO): cytoplasm
Molecular function (GO): alpha-1,4-glucan glucosyltransferase (UDP-glucose donor) activity
Source: RefSeq, a predicted model, not a curated record